Messenger RNA from Danio rerio (zebrafish), 3107 nucleotides. The record is from RefSeq and is a predicted model, not a curated record. NCBI's taxonomy places the organism in Eukaryota, Metazoa, Chordata, Actinopteri, Cypriniformes, Danionidae.
CUGAGCAGCCGCUCGUAGGAGCAGAUCACAGCAACAACAGCACAAAAAAAAAGAGAAAAGAAAUUCACACACAAAGCAGAGGCUUUCUCUGAUGCACUGACGCUGGAUUUGGGCUCACUUUAUAGACUGAGGUCAUGUGGAAGUCAAGACUCCGAGAGACGCACAUGUUUGUGAAUGUUUAAUCUGGUUUCCCAUUUACAGGAGCGGACACGAGCUGAAAGGAGGUCUGUAGCUGCUUUUCAGAUGUUGGACUAUUAUGGUCCAGCUUGAGAACACCAAGUGCAGUUUUCUCUUCUGCCUUGGAAUUUGCACCCUAAUAUGUUCUGCAAUCUACCUUAAAGCCAAAGUGGCUAGUGACCCUCUUCCUAUAAAUGACUUGACCACCCUAUCCCCAACCCCACCACCACUACCAUGCCCACCAUCCAACACCUGUGACAUUCUUCCACCUGCAACACCCGGGUUUAAAUGGCAAAGAAAAGACUGUGAGAAAAUCAGCUAUCACAUCCAACCAGACACCAACUGUGAUCUACUGCUGUCCCAGCUGCAUUUCAUCACAGCACCGCUGAGCAAAGAAGAAGAAGAUUAUCCUUUGGCUUUCAUCAUCACCAUACACAAAGAGCUUGCAACGUUUGUGCGACUCCUGAGAGCCAUUUAUGCACCGCAAAACGUCUACUGCAUUCACAUCGACCAGAAAGCAUCAGAAAAAUACAAGUCGAGCGUCAGAAACCUAUCCAGAUGCUUCCCAAACGUUUUCCUCUCAUCGGUCAAUGUAAAAGUAACCUACGCAGGCUUUUCCCGUCUGCAGGCCGACAUUAACUGCAUGAAGGACUUGGUGGAAUCUCCAAUUCAAUGGAAAAAGGUUAUAAAUUUGUGCGGUCAGGAUUACCCCAUCCAGACCAAUUUGGAGUUGGUGCGGUACAUGCAAACUCCUGAAUGGAAAGACAGGAACAUGACGCCGGGAAUCAAGCAGCCGCCUAGUAUGAGGUACAGGACUGCAUUUCAGUAUGUGGAGGUAAAAAACACCCACGUGGCUCAGACUGGGAGAAAGAAGGGACCACCACCGCAUAAUUUGAAGAUUUACUUCGGGACGGCUUAUUACUCCUUGACAAGACCGUUUGUGGAGUAUGUCCUCGACAACCCAGUGGCCAAAGACUUGCUGAGCUGGUCUAAAGACAGCUACAGUCCAGAUGAGCAUUACUGGGUGACGCUAAACCACAUUAAGGAAGCACCAGGCAGCAAUGUAGAAGGAGAAUGGGAAGGUAAUGUCCGCGCAGUCAAAUGGAGUGACCAACAAGGAACAGCACAUCAGGGUUGUAAAGGACAAUACAUCAGAGGUAUCUGCGUUUACGGGAUUGGCGACCUACCAUGGCUUAUUGAAAAAGAAAGCAUGUUUGCUAAUAAGUUUGAAAUGGCAAGCUUCCCAGAAGCACUGGACUGUAUGGAACUGUGGCACAGACAUAAAGUUCUCCAGCAAGCAACUGUUCCCAUUCAACCAUCAUGGCAUCUCACCACAGAAGUGGAAGUCGUAAACCGCACGCUCAUUCUAACACCAGGAGAUUGUGUCUGACUGAAUAUCACAGACAUUCAGAAGUUUACAGGCUAGCUGGCAUCUACACGCUCAAAAACACAAAUGAAGAACAUCGCAAAAUCAAGUUUCUCAUGUAGAUAAUAUUUUCAUAAAUAUUCCAUUUCAAGGCUCGCAAAAUUUCUAAAUCCCUAGUAGUUUUUUGGGCAAGAACACUUUAUUGUUUUUAGUAACCUGAAAUAAGUGUAAGUGGCCCGAAUAGAAAAUAUAUUAUUUAUUAAAUAAAAAGAAAUACACACAUUUACCAAAUAAAUAAUAAAUAAAUAAAAGUUGCAUCCAUAUGAAAGUUCUACAUUUGCAUACAUUGCAUUGAUUAUAGGCUGCGAUUAUAUAAUUUCUUUUUUUUUUUAAAUAACCACAUUUUAUUUAAUUAUUUUAAUUCAUUAAUUUAUUUACUUAUUAAUUGUCUCUAAAACAUCAUGUGAAAACCUCCAGGCAGGAAAAUUAUAUUCAAUAUAAUUACCCAAUUUGUGAGAGAAUGCAAAAGCAUUAAAGUAAUGUUUAUUUUCUUUUUUAAGAUUAAUUUUAGGUAGCCAGACUGGAAAACAAGAGCGGGAUGUCGGGCUAGCAGUUUUGCGGGUCCUGCAGUUGCAUGGCACUGCAGCUUGUGAUGUUUAAAUAUUGAAAACUUGUGAACGCUGAAGAUUUCAUGAGUGCGGAGUAAAUUAAUAGAUGUAAUGUUAAUAGUAAUAGACAAUUUGGUUUAAGUAUCAUUUCCCAAUGUUAACUUCUGGCUUAUUACCUGCUUGUUAUGAAGUUAUUGGCUGUUUAUUAGUAUUUAUAUAGUAUGGUCUUAUUCUACAUCCCUAAUCCUACAUAUUACCAUACUUCAUUACUAUUAAGAAGCAGCAAAUGAGUAAUUUAUUGAGCUAAAAUUCUUAGUUAAUUGCUUGUUCAUAGCAGAAUUGUACUUUUAAAUAAAGUGUGACUAAGUUAUAUUUAUUUUAUUUAUUUAUAUUUUGCACUGAUAUUUACUAAAUUAAUAAACUGUAGCUUAAUAAAGUUGUAUGCUCAGCAAAAUACUGCCGUUAUUAUUAAAUUAUAAAACAAUGUAAAGUUUUUUUUAAUUAUCUGUGAAAAUAAAAUAAUUUAAUUUCUGUAUGCAUUUAAUAAAGAAUUACGCAAAUACGUAAAUGAAAAUAUAAACAAACUUUUCCUUUAAAAAGAAGUUGUAAGUAACCAAACGUUUUGAGUUGUUUUUCACUGCACACCAUUACAGCAUUUCAUUGUACAGCUGUCAUAAAUGCAAGUUGCAUAUGUUUCAAUAUGUAAAUAUUCAUGCAAAAAGUGAUGUAUUCUGCUUUAAAAAAGUCUGUAGUCAAAUUUUAACUUCAGCACCAUUCAUUUUGUUUAGUCUUUGUGCUUUUGGUCAUUGCUGUCAACUGUAUUUGAUCAAUGAAACAUGGAUCAAGCACUUUUAUUUCCACUGUGGUCUUAAUAAUAUUAAUAAAUGUGUCACCUCAAUAAUCCGGAACAAAACAAAAUGGACCAAAUGUGAAUUAAAGGGGAACUAUGAUGAAAA